AAAUUACGAUUCUGCUCUGAUUAUGCACGCUAUGUCUGAAUAUAGCUGCGAUGCCGACUGAAUCUUUCAGGUUUCUCCGAGCACACGUUCCAGUUAUCUUGGCCAAUCAGAGGAGUUCUUUUCAGCCGCACGUGAUCACUUGCGGGUUUUCCCAGCAUGCUCUUCAUUGAAGCCGGAAUUUGGAGCAUUUGGCGCCUCGAGCUUUCAGUUUUGAAGAGAGUUGUUCGUGGUAUGGCGGACAUUUAUAGUUGUAAGCGAUGUUUAUAAGUUAAAAAUCAGCUUUGUAACGCUCCAGGGACCUUGCGCGAUGGCAACCAACAAAGUUGUCAAUGGUAUCACGAGCCAGACGGCCGAGGCGAAGAAGAGAAUGACAAAAGAGGACGAUGAAGGCAAGCUCUUCGUGGGCGGACUCAGCUAUGAAACUACCAAAGAAACUUUGACGGAUUAUUUUAAAACUUUUGGUGAAGUUAUCGGCGUUGAAAUAAAGAUGGAUGCCUUAACGGGUCGCUCAAGGGGCUUCGCAUUUGUACAGUUCAAGGAUCCGUCAGAAGCAAACAAGGUCUUACAACACUCGGGACCUCAUUUACUAGAUGGUAAAACUGUUGAUCCCAAGCCAGCAGCACCUAUAAACAAGCCACCUCAUUUGAGAGUAAAGAAAAUAUUUGUGGGAGGUCUUAAACCAGAAAUUACUGACCAGCAGAUUAGAGAUUAUUUUUUUGAUAAGUAUGCACCGGUGAGAGACACAGAAUAUGUCACUGAACACUCAACGAACAAGAGAAGAGGCUUCUGUUUUGUUUCCUUUGAUUCUGAGGAUACUGUUGACAAGAUUUGUGAGCAACAAUUCCAUCAUAUUGAUGGUAAUAAGGUUGAAGUUAAAAGAGCUCUUCCUAAGGAGGUCCAACAACAGCAAGCUGCUCUGCGAGCUGCAGUGGCUGGAAGAGGAAUGAUCCCUGCAACUAUUGCAGCAGCCACAGCGUUUGGAGUUGUACCUGGAAGAGGAAGAGCUGCCACUGGUUUAAGCAGAGGUCCCUUUCGCACCAGUACAGGUGCAGGGGUUGGUGGGCUCAAUCUCACGGCGGCGGCAGCUGCAGCAGCCUACAACCCAACGUAUGCGGCAGCACUGUAUGGUGCAGCAUUUGGCACAGCUGGAGCCUAUGACCCGGCUGUCUACCCAGCUUCUUAUGCUGCUGGUCUCCAAGUCCAUCCAAGCUACUCCCCAGCAACAUUUGGUGCCACAGCUUCAGGGUACCCUGGUGGGGGAUAUGAUUACCCUUAUGGAGCAGCAAGAGAUAUCCGAUAUCCAGUGUUGCCAAAUAAUGCUUGGGCAGCGUUUUCUGCUAAAUCGCUGACCCUUCAUCACGUGACAGAUGCAAGUGAUCUGAUUGGCUCCUUCCCGCAGCAGGGAAGUGGUGUCGUGGACACAGAUGACAAUGGUGGCACCUCCUUGUGCACUUUUCGAUGAUAUUAAAAGAAGGGUGCCAGAUGGGAGACCAAGUGCUUUUGGACCAAUAUUGUCAUACACCAGAACAGCCUUCCAUCCUUACGCCCGCUAGCAAAUUACACGUGGCGUGACAAGUGAUCAGUCACGCAAUCCAUUCAAUGGACUGGUGGAUGUAACACAGGAAUUAUUUUAUGGAAUUGGAACAAUUUUUUAUUCAUACAGUGUGAGGAAGCACGUUAACAGCAACACGCUCAGGAACCCGUCAAACGAGAUGUGCGUGUUUGUUAUCCACUUGUUCAUAUUCAUUUAAAAUCAUUUGGACUCAUCUACGCAAGGUUGCACUGUCUUGCAAGUGUUGCAAUUAACAAUAUUUUAUGGGCCGUAAAGCUCUGAUGUAUUGACAUUUGCAUGGUCACAUUACUUCAACCCCAGGUUAAAAAAAAUGUAAACAGUAGUUCUAGUUUUUCCCUAAAAGGGCCACAGAAUUGUAUUAGAAGAAUCUUGUCUAUAUUUGUUCGUAUCUUGUAUAGUAUUUAUAUUCAUGUAUAUUGUUUGAGUUCUCUCCUUUUAAAAACAGCAGUUCACAGGACUGAUUUAGUAUUCUUUCAUACAGUAUUUUGAGUUAGCUGUCACGCAGUGCUUUUCCUCUCCUAUGAAGGGUAGCGUGACGACUUGAGCAAAUAAGAACUGAGAAGGAGAGGGGGCUGUUUAGGAUCGAUGGUCAUUUGUGUACCGAGUCACCCGUCCCUUGUUAGUGGAUAGAGUGAUGUUCUAUUGAUUGAACACUGCUAAGAAAGCUGCUCUCAUUUACUGCUGCUACAGGGGAGAACUCUGUUGUCAUUUUGCAGAAUAAAAUUUCUUUGUUAGGUUGUAGUUUAGUGCACUUGAGUUCACCUGCUGUUCUUCAAGAACAAUAAACUUGUGGAAUUGCUUA
Molecule: messenger RNA, 2375 nt
Organism: Orbicella faveolata
Lineage: Eukaryota; Metazoa; Cnidaria; Anthozoa; Scleractinia; Merulinidae
Product: heterogeneous nuclear ribonucleoprotein A/B-like
Biological process (GO): regulation of gene expression
Cellular component (GO): chromatin; nucleoplasm
Molecular function (GO): RNA binding
Source: RefSeq, a predicted model, not a curated record